CCCCCGCCCACCACCCACCUACAACCCCCCGCCCGUCACCCUGGAAGACCAAGCCGCGGCCGCGCGGGAGGAGAAGAAGGCGGGCAGCAGACGAAGCAGCAGCAGCAGCGGCAGCAGGACGGCGCCGUCACCAAAGCUCCAGAGGGUCUUUUACGUCUCGCGCCUGUCGUCGCCGCGAUCCAGCAGGCCGCCCGGCAAGAUGGACACCAAGUGGGUGGACUGGUCCAAGAGCACGCGCUCAACGGACUACCGCGGGUCGCACUCGUUUGCCACCAUUAUGAUAGUAGGCCCCGUCUGCUUCUUCCUCGGCAUCCUCUUCGCCUCCUUCCCCUACGACUUCCCGCUCCUCUGGACCUCGACCCCGGUCCAGCCGGCCUACUACGACCAGCUGGCGACGCACCUGCGCUUCAUGCACGCGGCGCCGCCGCUGAUCCCGCGCGUGCUCAACAUGGUGGUGUGCGUCGGCUUCCUCGGCUUCUUCGCCAAGCUGUUCCGCCCGUCCGAGGCGAACGUGCUCUUCGACGGCGCCUCGCUGGUGCUGUACCUCAUCGGCGUGGGCAUCUACGUCGCAAACAUCGUGAGGGGGCUCCAGGACGUGUCGGCAAACGUCUGGGGGGACGACGGCAGGGGGACGCUCCGGCACGAAGGGCCGCUGUCGGGAGAGCUGCGGCUCAGCAGGGAGGACUCGCUCAAGGUGCUGAGCGCCAGCAACACCAUCCUCGCCCUCGUCCUCGUCGGCGUCCUGGUCCUCCAGGCCGGCCAGUGGUACGCCGAGCGCAGGGAGCUCGAGGACGACCGUCAGAUCGCGCAGCUGCAGGCCGAGGCAGCCGCGGCCGCCGACGCCUCGGGGGGUUCCAAGAAGAAGCAGUGAGGGUGAGGAGGAGGAGGAGGAGGAGUAGGAGGGUGAGGGUGAGGAUGGGGGAGAUGGACGGUGGCUGCGAUGAGAAGGAAGCCCCAUGUGUGACUGGCCGUCUGGCCCGUUUUGUGACAAGCUGGGUGACGAAAACAAAAUGCUCGCUUUUGUGUUCUUUUAUAUACACAUAUCACUAUGAAGCUUCGCAGCGCUGCGGGUACAUUACGUUUUUUCCUUUUGGGGUUCACAUCCACGUCACCACAUCUCGGCAUAUAGUUGCUUGCUUGCUGUCCAGGUCUCUUGUCUAUAUCUUGCGAGAACAUGCUAGUAUUCCCACGUUCUAUCCCUCACAGUUCCACCGAAUGUCUGGGACAUCUCCCAUGUGGCAAUCCCGCCUAUCCAUUUGCUGGCCUUAUCUCAUCUGGAGCCCUGGGCUGGUUUUCAAGACGACUUGCGCCCUCAGUCCCAAAGCUCUGCUGUGCUUGGAAGCUGGUAUCAUCAAAGUACAGGGUACACGCUGCG
Gaeumannomyces tritici R3-111a-1 is the source of this 1375-nucleotide messenger RNA. RefSeq names its product ER membrane protein SH3. The coding region runs from base 200 to 871 and encodes 223 amino acids. Gene Ontology annotation, biological process: endoplasmic reticulum to Golgi vesicle-mediated transport. Gene Ontology annotation, cellular component: endoplasmic reticulum membrane. The record is from RefSeq and is a predicted model, not a curated record. Lineage: Eukaryota; Fungi; Ascomycota; Sordariomycetes; Magnaporthales; Magnaporthaceae. The transcript is spliced from 2 exons.